This is a messenger RNA of Hyla sarda, 1557 nucleotides long. RefSeq lists its product as uncharacterized. The record is from RefSeq and is a predicted model, not a curated record. Lineage: Eukaryota; Metazoa; Chordata; Amphibia; Anura; Hylidae. The coding region runs from base 686 to 1486 and encodes 266 amino acids. The transcript has 2 exons.
AGGGGUGCAACCCCCCCCCCCAUAUUAUGUGUUUACGGACUACUGAAUAAACUAGAGUGAAUUUGACCAGACAAACUGUUGUUAUGUGUUAUUUCUGGUAGAUUCAUUCUCCUGGAUCCAGAUAAAGACUUAAAUCAAGCUAACCACCGAAGUUCGGUACCAGGGGUACCUAGAUAAGAUCAGAUCUCCUUACAAUCUGGGGGCUCAGUCCGGGGUCGAGAAAGUCAUCCCCGGAUCCGUAUGAGGGAUAUCUGUUUUAUCCUCUGUCUGAUCCGAGGGCACUGACAGCGUCUCGAUCCAAGAACCAACUCACCCAUUCCGGGUAGGAGACCAGGUGAUUGUCAAGGCCCUCCAGAAGGGAAAGAAGCCGGGGAGCUUCAUCUACGGACAACUCACCGAGGCCAUCACCAGAACAGCGGUCCUCACUGAGCAGUCACCCACCUGGAUCCACGCCACAAGGAUCAAGCUGUUAAAGAAAAGAGAGGUACUAACGGAGGCAGACAGCCUUGACCUCGAAAAAGGCGGAAAAGGGGUACAAACGGGGGCAGACAGCCCUGACCCUCAACUAGGCGAAGAAGGGGUACAAACGGGGCGACAGCCCUGACCCCCAACUAAACGAAAGGCUCCAUGAGUUCUGGCAGUUAAUUUCUAAUAAUGACACUGAUUGCGGAACCUGACCUGGAAAAUGAAAUACCCUUUGCUAACAGAGACCCCACACUCAGGGGCAGGUAUACACAUAUACCCAGGGAAUUACACAUGCUAUAGGGGAGAAAAGGAAGAUAUCAAUAGAAAGAACUUUACAAAGAGAUAUUGUGCUAGUUAUAGCUCUGUAGAAGUGUCACUCACUCAGAACCAAGUUUUUUCAAUAGGUGACAUUUACUGGAUCUGUGGCGAUGGUAAAAUAAGGUUCAAGCUAGAGGGCAAGUGGAAAGGAGAGUGUGCUCUAGCUAAAGCCAUUAUGAACAUUCACAUAUUCGCAGAAGGGGGAGAACACGUAAACUCUGCCACAAAAAGGAUAAAGAGGUCAACACCUGCAGGUAGCUUCGAUCCACAUGUAUACAUAGACACAAUAGGGGUCCCAAGAGGGGUCCCUGAUGAGUUCAAAGCCAGGAAUCAAGUAAUUGCGGGCUUUGAAUCUAUCCUUUCUAUAAUCACUGUGAACAAAAAUGUAGACUGGAUUAAUUACAUUUACUAUAAUCAACAAAGGUUUGUAAACUACACAAGGGAUGCGUUACGAGGUGUUGCAGAGCAGCUCCAAGCUGAUUCCAUUAUGACAUUUCAGAACAGAAUGCUCUUAGAUAUGAUUCUGGCAGAAAAAGGUGGGGUGUGCAAAGUGCUUGUGGAUCCUACAACAUGCUGCACCUUCAUACCUAACAACACUGGUCCCAAUGGUAAAGUAACUAUUGCAAUACAAAAGUUAGAGGACCUGUCUAAAAAAGAACUCAGGUAUUACUAUGGAUGGUUUACUAACUGGAAACAUGAUUAACACAAUUAGCUAUUAUAAUUUUUGUAAUCAUAAUAGUUAUUGCUGCAUUUUCUCUGUGUGAUACCAUGUAU